CGCCUCCAGUUGCCUUUGACGUUCUGCGCGGCGCGGCAGGAGCAGCUCGGAGCCCGGCUCCUCGUCCGCCCCGUCCAGCCCAGCCCGGCGCAGCGCCGCGAUGGGGCCGGCCGCCCUGGCCCCCCUGGUGCUGCUCUCGCUCCUGCAGCCCAGCCCCGCGCAGAACCCCACGGCAGCCCCCGCCGGCAACCACUCCAGGCCUGUCUUCCUCUGCGGGGGCGACUACACCGGCGACACCGGCUACAUCGCCAGCGAGGGCUUCCCCAGCCACUAUCCCGCCAGCAAGAGAUGCACCUGGACCAUUACGGUGCCAGAGGGCCAGGUGGUGAUGCUGUCCUUCAGGGUGUUCGACGUGGAGCCAGACCCUGUUUGUCGCUAUGACUACCUGGAUGUGUACAAUGGGCACCUGGCAGCAGAGGGGCAGCGCCUGGGCCGUUUCUGUGGCACCUUCCGCCCAGGAGCCAUCCUCUCCACCAGCAACCGCAUGAUGCUGCAGAUGGUGUCGGAUGAGGGGACCGCCGGGCGAGGUUUCCUGGUGUGGUACAGUGGGGGACUUCCUCAUGUCAAUGAGAACCAGUUCUGUGGCGGAAAACUGGAGAAGCCCCAGGGCACCCUCAAAACCCCCAACUGGCCUGAGAGUGACUAUCCCCCUGGCAUCAGUUGCUCCUGGCACGUCAUUGCCCCCAAGGACAAGGUGAUUGCAUUGACCUUUGGGAAAUUUGAUGUGGAGCCGGACACAUACUGCCGCUAUGACUACGUUGCAGUUUUCAAUGGGGGUGACCAGGACGACUCGCGGCGAAUUGGCAAGUUCUGUGGGGACGCUUCCCCCAGCCCGGUCUACUCUGACGGCAACGAGCUGCUGGUCCAGUUUGUCUCGGAUCUCAGUGUCACGGCUGACGGCUUCUCUGCUUCUUACUCGGUGCACAGCCGCAACGAGCUGGAGGACAAAGCGGUUUCCAGGCCCCCAAGCCGCGUCUUCCCAGGCACCCGGCCAACUCAGCCGGGAAGCAAACCUGUCCCAUCAAAGCCCAAACCUGCCAGCAAGCCGGCAGGGCCUCCCAAACCGGCAUCAGUCCCAAAGCCGAAACCUCAACCUGGCGCUGCGGUGCCCACAGCAACAAGCCCCAGCGACAUCGCGUGCCCUCAGAGAUGCCGCCGGACAGGAACUCUCCAGAGCAAUUUCUGCGCCAGUGAUUUUGUGCUCACAGGCACCGUGAAAACGGCCGUGCGAGGCGCCGGGGACAGAGUCACUGCCACCGUGACACUCAUCAACACGUACAAGGCGGGUGCCCUUAGCCUCCCUCCCACAGGAAGCGAUGCCACCCUCCGCCUGGAAGUGCCCUGCAGGCAGUGCCCCAUCUUCAAGAAAGGCGGCAGCUACAUCUUCAUGGGCAAGGUGGAUGCCGAUGGAGUGGGGCUCCUUCUGCCCAGCAGCUUUGUGAGUCCUUUCCGACAGCAGCAGCAGCACCAGAUCCUCACCAACAUCAGCAAACGCCCUUGUGCUGCCCCUGCGGCCAGGAACCGGACCUGAGCUCGCCUUUCCGUUGGGCCUGCUGGCCUGCCAACUUCCGGACACAGCAGCCCUGAAGAGGGGCUUCUGGCACCCACGCCCAGCUGGAGCCGCCUCACUAUAUCCAAUAAAAGGGGGAGGCCCUGCUGCCCACUCCUUGUGCUCA
Messenger RNA from Eublepharis macularius, 1676 nucleotides. RefSeq names its product procollagen C-endopeptidase enhancer (gene PCOLCE). Bases 101 to 1531 code for a protein of 476 amino acids. The record is from RefSeq and is a predicted model, not a curated record. The transcript has 9 exons. NCBI's taxonomy places the organism in Eukaryota, Metazoa, Chordata, Lepidosauria, Squamata, Eublepharidae. Gene Ontology annotation, molecular function: protein binding.